This is a messenger RNA of Racocetra fulgida, 486 nucleotides long. Lineage: Eukaryota; Fungi; Glomeromycota; Glomeromycetes; Diversisporales; Gigasporaceae. The record is from the annotation of a GenBank genome assembly.
AUUAAAAGAUUACGGGAACGUGGUGGAAGGCACAAAUACGAUAAUAGUAUGGACGGAACGAAUGGAAGUGAUCUAAAUGUAUAUGCAAAUGUUCGUUUUUCUGAAAUAAAAGUCGACAAAAGGCGUGGCUUUUCUUGCAGAAUGGAAUUCACACAACCCCCAAUGCGACGUCAUUCAGAAAAUAAAAACAGUCGAUUGCAAUAUUGGAAUAAAAGUAGAAAACUUAUGAAUGGAAGUUUGAUUUGCCUACUUUGGCCAUCCGACAAUAAUUCAUCUGAUAAUGCUGAUAAUGGCCCCCAAUUUUCUUUAUACUUUGGAACUGUGUCACUUCGUGACGAAAAUUUAUUAGCUCAAAAACAACAUACUGCAGUGGUUGACAUCAGUUUUAUUGAUACAUCAAUUUAUGAAAUUGCUUUGAAAGAAAUAAUGAAAAAAAAUUCAAAUAAACAGACAACAGGAUGUUUCAUGGUUGAAUCUACAGGAGUG